AUGAUAGAAACUGGUUUCGCAGGUAGAAAUAGUGGUGGUGGUAUUUUUCGAGCAUCAAGAAUGGGUCGUUGGCUUGAAAGAGAUGGUUUAAAUUUGCCAAAUCCAAGACCAUUUCCUAAUGACACUAACGAAAUUAAUUUUCCAUUUUAUUUCGUAACUGACGAAGCGUUCCCUUUGAAAAAAAAUUUAAUGAGACCAAACCCACGGAGAACGUUAAAAAAUAAAAAACGAAUAUUUAACUACAUACUCAGUAGAGGUAGAAAAACUGCUGAGUGUUCGUUUGGCAUGAUGUCACAAAAAUGUCAAGUAUUGAUGUCACUAAUACGAUGCACUAACGAAACUACCAUAAACAAUAUAAUACGAUCAGUAUGUAUCCUCCACAAUUUCAUACGUAAAAGGGAAGGUCGCCAGUGUAUAUCUUCCAUUGAUUUGGAUGUAAAUAAUCCAGAAGACUUCCAAGUACCCGACGAGUUUCUCAGGGACAACCAAGAUCAAAAUGAGUUGCCGAGGUAA
Messenger RNA from Acyrthosiphon pisum (pea aphid), 513 nucleotides. RefSeq lists its product as uncharacterized. The coding region runs from base 1 to 513 and encodes 170 amino acids. The record is from RefSeq and is a predicted model, not a curated record. The transcript has a single exon. Lineage: Eukaryota; Metazoa; Arthropoda; Insecta; Hemiptera; Aphididae.